Molecule: messenger RNA, 3406 nt
Organism: Aspergillus calidoustus
Lineage: Eukaryota; Fungi; Ascomycota; Eurotiomycetes; Eurotiales; Aspergillaceae
Source: the annotation of a GenBank genome assembly
GGGUACGCAGCGCCGCCAGCCCCGGUAGUACUACUUAACAGGAUUAGGCCGCGCCCUCGAUGCGAACCCCAGAAAAUCCCCAGACAAACUUCGCCUCGAUGGACGGGAUGAGCACCAGCACGAGCACCAGCACCAACACAAGCACCACGCGCCGACCGGGACCCCAGCGUCGCAUCAGACCAUCUCGCGGUCGCGGGUUGAGAACAUCAACAGGAUGCCUCACUUGCAGAGAAAGACGUGUCAAAUGCGACGACGGCAAGCCCCAAUGCAUGCGGUGUACCAAGUCAGGUCGCGUAUGCCGGUAUCGCCAGCCCGCUGAGCAGCAGAAGAGCUUUACGGAAAACGGCACCGGCGCUGGCACAACACCAGGCGUCGCUCAAGAGCAGAGUGUUGGUACGCCGUACUUUCAGCCUUCAUCUGAUGCCGGUGUGUCACUUCAGCUCAGCGGACAAAACGAUACUAGUCCGCAGUCCAGCCUUGAUCUGGGCUUCUCCGCUCCUCCACUCGCCCUUGGCGAGCUCUCCCUGCUGAACAUCUCCACUCCCUUUGAGUGGUAUGACCUACUCGCACGCGAUGCCAUCAGCAACAUCCAACGGCUGAACGAGGCCUCAGCGGGUGAGCCGCGUUGGACUUUUCCUGAAAUCACCCUCUCGCGGAAACCCUCGCCCGCUCCAGAAUCAUUUUCUGCGCAUCCUGAGCAGCGAGACGAUGGACCUGAAGCCCCCUUACUCGGUUAUCACCAUGUCUCCGAGCCUUGGAAUACAGGGUAUCGGAUAGAACUAUCGGUAGUGGACCUCAUCUUCCUUCGCUACUACACCGAAGUGGUCGGGCCGAUCCUCGACCUGUUCGAUCCCGAUCGGCAUUUCACGAAUGUCGUGCCGCAUCUUGGGCUGCGAAAUACCGGCCUACUGAAAUCGAUCCUUGCAGUAGGCGCUAAGCACAUGUCUCUCGGUCUCGAUGUACCAGGUGAUCAUAUAGCUCCGAGCAGCCCAAACCCGGUAGCAGACCACCCUGCACCCGCGCAUAUGGCUACACAUUACUACUACGAAACGCUCCAGUAUCUCUCGCAAACCCUCCUCUACCCCUCCUACGCCGACUCGCGUGAGCUGCUAGCGACAUCGACCAUGAUCAGCACAUACGAGAUGUUCGACGCCGACACAUCUACAACAAGCGGUGACUGGGAACGACACUUACGAGGCUCGUUCUGGAUUCAGCGCUCCCAAGACAACGACGGCGAGUCUGCCGAUGGACUUAGGCGAGCCGUAUGGUGGGCCUGGCUCCGGCAGGAUAUCUGGGCGGCAUUUCGAGCGGGACGACCAACAUUGACGAUCUGGCGAGCACGGAAGAAGCUCGAGGAACUCAACUCGGAUGAACUGGCGAAUAGAAUCAUAUACAUAUGCGCCAAGUGCGUUGAAUUUGCAGCGUCGGAUAAGAUGGUCCCUGGCAAUACCCAGGACCCACGGCUUAGAAUCGAACACGGCGAUCGGCUCCUCCGCGCUCUGGACGACUGGUAUCGUGUCCUACCUACCUCAUACCAUCCCGUUACAAUCGCCCUAGACCCGGGAAGCGCACGCGCACUGAGCAAGACAAUACCACCGCCAAUAACCAGUCCGAGCGGAUUAAGCUGGGACGGAACGGCGCCACUGACGAACCCCGCCGAACUACAAGAGCAAGGCCCAAGUCCAGGUGCAGGUGCUGCAGGUGCAGGUCCAGGUCCGAAUACAACACCAACUAACACAGUGUUCUUCCCGCCCGUCUGGAUUCACCCACCCAGCCACGCCGGCGCAAUGCAGAUGUACCAUUUCGCGCGAGCGGUCGUGCUUCUGAACCAGCCGACGAUGGGCGGUCUCAGCGCGUAUAACCUGCGGGAGAAGCAGCUUAGCGAGAGUGUGCAGAUGGUCUGUGGGAUUGCGAAUGCGUGCCAGGAGCAUGAGAGUGCGAUUGCGUUUGUGAAUGCGCAGGCGCUAUUUGGUGUUGGCCAGUUUGUGCAGGCGCCGGGGAUGCGGGCAGAGCUAUUGAGGAUUCUGGAGAAUAUGUUGAGGAUAAGUAAGAUUCCGGCGCAGGGGCUUGUUGCGGAGUUGAAAAAGGUGUGGCAAGGGUAGUAUAAGGAAUCAACUAUAGAGCCAAAGACGCAAGUCAUCCCGGAUAACCUUUUGCAUGGGAGCUACAUUUACUGAAGACAUAGGUAGACUCAGAUGAAUCAAAAAACUCCGUAGUAUUGAUCUCUAUAAAUUCUAACAUGCCUCAUAAAAUCUAUCAUUGACCACCCCUACCACGCUCCAACAAUGCCAGCAAUGGGAAUGUCAAUUCCCGUCGUAUACGACGCCCCAUCGGAAAGCAAAUACACAUACGCACCGCCCAGCUCCUUGGGCUCAGCCAAUCUCGGCAUGCCGCCGUAGUACUGCAUCUUGAGAUCCCAAUCAGGCGCCUGGUCAACAAAAUACGUCAUGGCCGUCUUGAUGAACCCAGGGGAAAUCGAGUUAACACGGAUCCCAUGCUUCGCCCACUCCAUUGCCAAUGUAUGCGUCAUGUUGCGCACAGCAGCCUUGGUAGCUCCAUAAGGCGCCGAGGGCGCAGCGCGGUUGGGGCGGUAGGAUGUCAUGGACGCGGUGAAUACAAUGGAGCCCUUGAUUCCAAGCUCGAUGAAUUUCUUCGCGACGGUUGUUGCGCAGAAGUAUGCGCCGAAGACGUUGAGGUUGAACAAUUGAUCGAUCUGUGCGCGGCUGAAAUCCAAUGCCGGCUGGUGCUUGGUCAUUCCAGCGUUCGCGACGAAGCCGUGGAUUGCGCCCUGCGCGCUCACGACAGCAUCAAUUGCAGAUGUGAUGCUCUCCUCCGAGGUGACGUUGCAGUUGAUAUAGUGCAGGCGCUUCGGGUUGGCUUUUUGGAUCGCGGCGAAUUCCUCGCCCGGCUCAAACAGGUCGAGACUGUAUACUGCGGAGGCUUCAUUUGCGAGACACACUUCGGCGAUGGCGAGGCCGAUGCCCCGGUUUGCGCCGGUGAUGGCGAUGACUUUGUCUUUGAGGGUUAGGCGCCAGUCGUGGUUGGGGCCUGGGAGAGUGUUGAGGAAGGCGGGGUUUUCAGCGUCGCUCGUGGCUGCGGCUGCGGCGCCGGUGAUGGCUUCUGAGGCGGAGGGAGGCAUUGCGAGGGAUCGGUGAGCUGAAGGAUUUGAAUUGGAGGCACUCGGAGAGAAGGAAAAGGAUUGAUUGACUUGCGCUUGACCAACACUGCAACGGGAGGGGCCCUUUUAAACCCCGCCAUGGCUCUUAUCACUUCAAGCCAAGCAUCCCCGAGUCUCCGAGACUCGCAGCUCCUGGACGAUCCAUCUCGGAUGCGAAGUGCGUAUACUCCGCACGGCAGCCCGGAAUUUCCCCGGCGUCAUGCAAGCCAGGAUCCCAGUGGCUGCAGG